UUCUUCUUCUCCACCCUUCCUCUGCAACAACUCUCUCUCUCUCUGUCUCUGUCUCUCCAACUCCCAUUAAGCAGUGAUCCUCAACUCAGAGCAAACACAGUCCCUCUCUCCUAGGCCCAACUCUCUCUCUUUCUCUCUCCAAUUCCAUUUACACAAACACAAUCUUCAGUUCCCUGUUUCAACUUUCUAGCUCAUGCGUCUCCAUCCAUUUUGUUAAAUUCAUCCAUUUUGUCAUAUUUUGUGGUUUUUUGGUCUCUGUUUCUUUAAAUUCUGGCGAUGAUCCCAAAUUCUGGCCUGUAACAUUCACCCGAAAACGCCAUGGGCAACAAAUUCUGCACCUGUUUCACUGGAAUCCGGCCGUCAAAACCAGAAGAGCCUCUUCCCUCUUCUGACGAAGGUUUAGGCCACUCCUUUUGUUAUAUAAGGCCGGAGCCCAAUGGACUUUCGUCUUCUAAAGUUCACUCUGAGGAAACAGCAAAUAAUUUGAGGCCAGCCCCAACUACAAAUAAUUUGAGGCCGGCCCCAACUACUUUUCGAUCGAUUUCAGGAGCCUCUCUUAGUGCCAAUACCUCAACUCCUCUCUCUACUGCUCCUUCAUGGCAAGCUUCUCGCUUUGAUCGAUCCUCUGUUUUCGAGAGCUCUGAUUCUUUCGCCUCUAUUCCUCUGCAGCUUGCUCACCCACAAAGCUUUUCGGGUGCUCUUUCUGGCAAUCUUAAUGGUGGGGUUUGUGAUCGAAAGUUUCUCUCGGGUCCUAUAGAGAGAGGAUUUCUCUCUGGUCCUCUUGAUCGAAACUUCUGUUCGGGUCCAAUCGAACAAUUUCAGAGGUCCCUCUCUCAUAGUGGAGCUAGGCAUCUUCGCCGCCAUGGCUCUGCGAUCAAGAAGGCCAUUAAAGGAGCUCUAGCUCGAAGCAAGAGCUCAAUAGUUACACCUCUUAAAUCUGUUAAUUCUUUGGUCAUGGCCCCUAAAGUUCUGAAAACCCCUUCUUUUUUUUUGGGUAAUUUGAAAACCCCUAAUUCAAUGAAAGAGAGUGAUACAACAAUAAGUAGUAGUGUUAAUUUGAGUAGUGACCUCAGCUUAGAAGACGAUCAUUCAUUUGAGAGCCAGAAUUUACAGUGGGCUCAAGGGAAAGCAGGAGAAGAUCGAGUUCAUGUGGUAAUAUCAGAGGAGCACGGAUGGCUUUUUGUUGGGAUUUAUGAUGGUUUUAAUGGCCCUGAUGCUCCUGAUUUCUUGCUCUGUAAUUUAUAUUCAGCUGUUCAUAGAGAGCUCAAGGGUCUUUUAUGGUCAGAAUCUCAUGGAUGUUGUAGCUUUGCGGACACGGUGGAAAAUCCAGAUGGGAAACAAGGUGAAUUUAGACAAGCGGUUUUGGAGAACUCUUCUUACUCGGUUUUUGCAGUGGAGAAGAUGAGAGAGAAAGGGCAUUGCCGGUCGAAAGGGGAGAGAGUCGAUGAAUCUGAGGUUUUGAGAGCUUUGGAAGAGGCUUUGAAGAAGACAGAAUAUGGGUAUUUGGAGAUGGCUGAUGAGAAUGUUAUGGAGAAUCCAGAGCUCGCUCUAAUGGGAUCUUGUGUUUUGGUCAUGUUGAUGAAAGGGGAGGAUGUGUUUUUGAUGAAUGUUGGGGAUAGCAGAGGCGUUCUGGCUCGGAGACCGAUCAACGAAGGCUCGCAAGAGGAAUGGUUUUUGGGAGAGAAAGAAUCGAGUUUGGAGGCAGUUCAACUCACCCUGGAUCACAGUACCUGCGUUACAGAGGAAGUCGACAGAAUUAGAAGAGAGCAUAAGGAUGACUCCUGCGCUGUAUUCAAUGGGAGGGUGAAAGGUUCACUCAAAGUCACUAGAGCUUUUGGUGCAGGCUUCCUUAAACAGCCUAAAUGGAAUGAUGCGCUUCUAGAGAUGUUCAGAAUAGACUAUGUGGGUGAGAAUCCAUACAUAACUUGUGAGCCAUGGCUCUUCCAUCAUAGAUUAGGACCGAGGGAUCAGUUCAUGAUUCUCUCUUCAGAUGGGCUUUAUCAGUACUUCACGAAUGAGGAGGCAGUUGCUGAAGUCGAACUCUUCAUUGACAACUCACCGGAUGGAGAUCCCGCCCAACACCUGGUUGAAGAAGUCCUUUGCCGUGCAGCCAAAAAAGCUGGGAUGGAGUUGCACGAGUUACUGGAAAUUCCCCAUGGUGAUCGUCGGAGAUACCAUGACGAUGUAUCAAUUAUCGUUGUCUCUUUGGAGGGAAGAAUAUGGAGAUCCAGUGUGUAAAUUACAGUUCGUAGUAGAAUAGAAUUUCCUUCUUAUUUUUUUAUCACUUCAAUUUCAAAAGAAGAGAUAGUGAGAGAGAGAGAGAGAGGUGAGAGAUCCAAAUGAAAGUUCUGGGCCUUAAGCUUUUUUUCCCCAAUACUUACCAUUGUAUCAUAGAGCCCUCUUUCGGGGGCAGGCCUAUCGCACCCAUGUGAAUGUAGAGAGGUAGAAUGAUAAAUGUAAUUGUUUCAUAUAAA
Amborella trichopoda is the source of this 2474-nucleotide messenger RNA. It is a transcript of the gene PLL4, whose product is annotated as poltergeist like 4. Lineage: Eukaryota; Viridiplantae; Streptophyta; Magnoliopsida; Amborellales; Amborellaceae. Gene Ontology annotation, biological process: protein dephosphorylation. Gene Ontology annotation, molecular function: protein serine/threonine phosphatase activity. The record is from RefSeq and is a predicted model, not a curated record.